UAUUCCAUUCCCUGCAUUUGCCUCGUACUCGUAGACUUUCGAGUAAAUUUCAAAUAGGGAAAUCACGUUCAAAGGAAAAAUCGAUAUUCUCGUAUAAAAAUAUUAGUGAGUCAAGUCAAAAGACGUAAUUUUUCGUAUUUUGAAGUCGACCGGAAUAAAAAUUUAGAUUAAAAUUCAUCAAAAUUAGUCAAAUUCAACCGUAAUUUCUGAAAAUUCGAAAUUUUGAUCAGGGUGUGGUAGAAAAAAAGCGUAAAAAGACAAGAGCAAAUGAUCCGCGGCAUGCAAUCCGGCAAGCAAACAAACAGCGCAGCGAUUGCCCUUGCAUUGCGUCAACAGCAGCACCAACAGUCGCAUCAUGGCGACGGUAAAGGCGACCUUUCCGGUGCCCAAGACACCCUUUAUCUGUGUAAUUUUCGUGUUUCUGUCGAUGGCGAGUGGCUUUGCUUGAAAGAAUUGCAGGAGGAGGGCGGCACGCAACUGCCCGAAGGUGGUACAGAUAGCUCUAGUGGUCAUGUAAGCGCUGCUGCUGCUGCCGUCGCAAACAACGUCACAACUCACGAACGUGCGCUAGUGUGUAAAGAUGAUGCGAAAAUUGUCGAACGUGACUGGGUGAAUUACUAUUCUCGCGAUCCCGCCACAAUCGAACGCAGUAAUCUCGUGAAUAUCUGCAAGCUGGUCGUGAAGGAGUUACUGGAGCAAAGUUUGCGUUUCGGACGAAUGUUGGAUUCGGAUCAUCUUCCAUUGCAGCACUUUUUUAUCGUUUUGGAGCACGUUUUGCGGCACGGAUUGCGUCCGAAAAAGGGUUUGUUGGGACCAAAAAAGGAAUUAUGGGACGUAGUGCAGUCCGUGGAGAAAUAUUGUCCCUUGGCACAAGACAUCACGGACAGCGUGAGGAAUUUGCCGACUGUGAAAACGGCGCUGGGACGUGCUCGAGCGUGGUUGAGACUGGCGGUGAUGCAGAAAAAGCUCGCGGAUUACUUGCAGGAACUCGUGGAGCGACGAGACACGGUGCUAAUUGAGUAUUAUGAGCCGCAUGCGUUGAUGAUGAGUGAUGAGAUCAUCCUAAUCAUGGGAAUUUUGGUCGGCUUGAACGUCAUCGACUGCAACUUGUGCGUCAAAGAGGAGGAUUUGGACUCGCAACAAGGCGUCAUCGAUUUUUCGCUGUAUUUGCGCUCAAGUACGCGCGGCAGUCCCGACGAGGAACGCGAACAGCGUCACGCAAUCCAAGCGGAGGGCAACAUGUCGGCAGUUUUGGACCAAAAAAAUUACAUUGAGGAGCUAAAUCGCCAUUUGAACGCCACUGUGGCGAAUUUGCAGCAAAAAGUCGAGCAAAUUACGACGACGAACGCUCUCAUGAAGGAAGAUCUGGCGAUCGCUCGAAAUAGCGUCAUCGCGUUACAAGCGGAAAAUGCGGCCCUUCGAAAGGCAGCUUCAGACCCAAAUGCGACGGGAGUUCUCGUGCAUUCGGAAAGUUUGCAUGCGACCGACAACAAAGUCGAUCCCGAAAUGGCAGAAGCGCUCGCCGAGGAGAAACGACGACGAAUGGAGCUGGAACGCGAACUGGAAAUGCAACAACAAAUCAACCAAGAGACAAAUACGGCGAUGAAAUUGCUCGAAAAGGACAUUCACGAGAAGCAGGACACGAUUGUUUCGCUAAGGAGGCAACUGGAGGACAUCAAACAAAUCAACUUGGACAUGUAUCGAAAGCUUCAGGAAAGCGACUCAUCGCUCAAGCACAAAACUGAAUUAUUAUCGCGAUUAGAGACCCAAAGGGAAUCUAUGUCAGAAGCGAUUAAGCAGCUAGAAAAAAAAUAUCAAUCAGAGAGCAACAGCUUAUCCGCCUUGCAAGAAACCUCCCAAGCCUUAUCACUCCAGAUGGUUGCGUGCGAAGAACGUGCCGCAAAAGCUGAAGCCGAUGUCCGUAUCGAACGUGAAUGGCGUUCUGCGUUGCAAGAAAAGGAACGAAAACACAAGGAGCUCAUCAGCAGCUUACAAAUCGACAUCAAAACUCUCACCGAUGAAGUUCGGAAACAAGAACGAAUCCGUCAUGAUCUCGAACAGUAUCGUACAAAAUGGGGCGAAGCGCAACACACGCUCGAAGAAUUGGGCAUCCAGUUGUCCGUUAGCAAGCUCCAGAUCUCAGAAAUGAAGGAAAAAUUGGAAGGAAAUGAGAAAAAUGACGCAACGCCGCUCGCCUGGACUCCCGAUAAAUUGUCGUCGAAUUGUUCCACGUGCCUCAGAGAGUUUACCGUGACUCGGAGAAAACACCACUGCCGUCAUUGCGGGAAGAUUUUCUGUAACCCAUGUUCAGAAUACGUCGCAAUUUUACCUUCGGACCCGUCAGGAAAGCCCGUUCGUGUGUGCAAUAACUGCUUCGAGACCUUGAGCUCUCGUAAAUAACCUGAAAUUUCGUUGCCUUGAGAUAUUUCGUCCUGAUUUUCAACAACAAUCGAGUGUUUAUAUGAAUUUUUUGCGGAAAAUUUAUAAAAAAAAAUAAAUGUUGUUUGUAAAU
Culicoides brevitarsis is the source of this 2512-nucleotide messenger RNA. Its product is annotated as protein RUFY3-like. The record is from RefSeq and is a predicted model, not a curated record. Gene Ontology annotation, cellular component: cytoplasm. The transcript is spliced from 8 exons. NCBI's taxonomy places the organism in Eukaryota, Metazoa, Arthropoda, Insecta, Diptera, Ceratopogonidae. The coding region runs from base 268 to 2400 and encodes 710 amino acids. Gene Ontology annotation, molecular function: metal ion binding.